Schistosoma intercalatum is the source of this 805-nucleotide messenger RNA. Lineage: Eukaryota; Metazoa; Platyhelminthes; Trematoda; Strigeidida; Schistosomatidae. The record is from the annotation of a GenBank genome assembly.
AUGUUAGUUCAUAAUCGUUUAUUAUUUAACGAGAUGAGUUCUGUACGUAAGAUUCAAUUAUCAAGUGAACAACCAACAAUCAUGAAUUGUGAUAGUAAGUUUAAUGAUUCAUUUUGGUCAGAAGUUUUUAAAACAGUCGAUAAAAAUCAUGAUGGACGAAUAAAUAAAAAAGAAUUUAAAAAAUUCAUGUUAACUAAUGGCGGUAAAUUUACUGCAAGUGAUAUUAAAAAAAUAUUUGCUUAUUGUGAUACAGACAAUAGUGGUUAUAUCGAUUUUUUGGAAUUCAAAAAUUUUAUGGAAGGACGUUGAGAAACAUAUUCAAGUUCAAUUUGUGCACUAUAUAUAUAUACAUAUUUCCGUUUGUUUAUUUAUUUAAACAAAACUUGAUUACUUUUAAUGGUUUCCUAUUUUUUUUUGUCUUCAUGUUUAUACUAUUGUUUAUCAUUUGAUUUGUUUGUGUUUUCCUGGUAUCUCAAGUGUUUCAAAUGGCAAAUUACAACAACUUUAUACAUUUCAUUUGUAAUGUUUAAGGUUAAAUCGAAAAAUUACCUCCUCAAGUAUCAGAUUUUCUGCUUAAUAUUCAUUUAACUACUCUGUUUAUUAAUGAAUAGAUUGAAAAGCAGUCAUCAUAUUUCUUGUAUUCAUUCGGCAUAAUAAGAAAGAUAUUAAUAUUACUACUGACUAACUAACAGAAGAGAAUAGUUGUUGGUUAUUUUGGGAUUUUGAUUCCCUUUUUUUUUGAGUAUUUUCUUAGUGAUUAAAAAGUCAUAAAUUAUGUAUCAAAAAUACAGUGAAUGUUUGUUUU